Messenger RNA from Lynx canadensis (Canada lynx), 2454 nucleotides. It is a transcript of the gene CD300E, whose product is annotated as CD300e molecule. The transcript is spliced from 5 exons. Gene Ontology annotation, molecular function: transmembrane signaling receptor activity. The record is from RefSeq and is a predicted model, not a curated record. Gene Ontology annotation, cellular component: plasma membrane. The coding region runs from base 477 to 1241 and encodes 254 amino acids. Lineage: Eukaryota; Metazoa; Chordata; Mammalia; Carnivora; Felidae.
UACAAGCAGGUUGAGCAUCCCCACAGGAAAUCAGAAAGUUGGGUCUGGAGCCAAGAGAGAGACUAGGUUAGAGGAAAGGGUAUGAGGUCAACUGCCUGGAGGUUAUGGUUGAGAGAGUUAUGGGGAGUCCUCACCCCUGAUCUUUAAGUGGGCAUGUUUUACGACCCCAAAGUAGGCAGCCAGAGAGCAGGAGCAGCUGGUUAUGUCAAGCAAGCAAACCCAGACAGGAAGAAGAAUGGGAGGCAGGUUCAAAGGCUCACCUCUGUUGGAGGUUUCAUAUAUUGGGAUUGGCUUUCAUGGAGGCUUGGGGGCUUCAAAUUAGGAAGUGUCUAGGAGAAGAAAAAGGAAGUAAAUGAGAGAGAAACACAAAGGAAACUUGAACAAGUAGAAGGUGGAUGCCCUAGGCUCUGUCACAAACACCUGGAUUCCAGCUGGGACUUGGAUUUGCUGGGGACACUAGCCAGAGAGACGGGACCAUGUGGCUGUCCCCAGCUCUGCUCCUUCUCUGCCUCUCAGGCUCUUUGUCCCUGACGGGCCCCAGCUCUGUGACAGGCACCUUGGGUGGCUCUCUGAGUGUGCAGUGUCAGUAUGAGGAAGAGUACCAGAGUUAUAAAAAAUACUGGUGCCGAGGGCAGAAUGAGGGCACAUGUGACAAUAUUGUGGAGACCCAGGGAGAAGCGAAAGAAAAGAAUGGUCGCGUGUCUAUCAGAGACCAUGCUGAUCGCCUCACCUUCAUCGUGACCAUGGAGAACCUCACUGCAGACGAUGCUGGAUCCUACUGGUGUAGAGUUCGGAAAACAUGGUACCUGGGCUUCUGGUCAUCUGGCACUUCAGUCCAGGUUAAGGUGUCUGUUUCCCCAGCACCAAGUAAAACCGCAGAGGAGACCACAUGUCAAGCUGCAUCUGACAUCUUUCCAGGGCUGAGUACCAAGCAGAACUUCAGUGCUGAGGAAGUGUUGACCCACUGCUCGGGGCCCUCAUCCAGCAGUGUCCACUUGCUGCUCCUGGUCUUCCUGAAGCUGCCCCUGUUCUUGACAUUGGUGGGUGCUGUCCUCUGGGUGAACAGGCCUCUGAAGGGCCCUGGAGGAAGUCAGCCUGACAAAGAGAAGCCAUCACGUAGUGCACCGUCCCCAGGAAAGCCCUGUCCAGGAAUACAGUCCUUCAGACCAGAUAGAAGAGACCUUCAGACUCUGGACUCCAGGGCAGGGGGGCAGCAGUCCCUGGAUUCUGGAGGCACCUAAGUCUUCUGGAGAUAUUGUUCCUGUGUCUCAAGGGAGAAUCCUGGAUCUUGGAUGACACUUGCUGCAAGUGCUCAGAUGCAGGAAGGAUGAGUCUCCUGGGCCAGUGUUUGGGGUCCUCCUCUCUCUAUCCCAGAUCCCUUGGCCACUUGCUCUUAUGCCUACCUCUCAAGGGCAAGAAUUCUCUAGAGGUUACUGGCAAGUCCAGCCCUUUACUCUUUUCAUUGCCACAAAAGCUCCUCAGCUCAGUUUCUCCCAGGGUAAUAACCACCUCCUCCCUGUAGCCAGGAGGCUCCCUGAGGACUUACCCCGCAUAGUCUCAGUCUUCGGGCUCAACAGGGCUUCAACCUCACUUGUGUCCCUGUGAUCAGGGAAUGUACGCUGUGCUCAAACAUCUCUGCCUGGGCCGGCCAUAACUGAAGAGCUUUCGGUUAAAGCCCUGGAGCUGGUUGGAGCUGCAGUGGGUGCCCCCAAUAUCACUCCCAGAAUUCUCCACCCUGGUGGGCCUCCUGCACACAGGGCUGGUGGACAGUCCACUGUAGCAGAAGUGUGGUUGAAGCCACCUGUCAACAGUUGGUGCUUUCCAUAGGAGAAGCAGACAGUUUUCUAAAGACAAGGACACAGAGGUGAGGAGUACCUCCCCACAUCAGCUUGACAUGAUGCCACAGCCACCACGGGGCACACCAGCCCUGGAAAGGGCUCUGUUGGAUUUGAAUGCUUGUCAACGGCUCCCUCCCUGAAGUUUGCAGCGAGGCGCACAGUCUGUUAUAAGCACGCGUCACCAUCUUCACUCAAUUCCUUGUGUGUGGAGCAGCCCUCUCGUCUCCACCAAGCCCAAGCCUUCCCUGGGCUAGUGAUGCUAGUUUCCAGAAAACACUCCAAACUCCGGAGCACUGAGUUUGCAGGCAGGGCCACCACACUCAGAACCUGAACCCUGGCGUGGCUCCCACAAAGGCAGGGCCAUUGGAGGAGAGCUGGGACUGGCCCAGGACUCCGCUGAAGGAGAAAUUCAGCCAGGGAGGCACAUCCAGACCUUAUUAAUAAAACACAAGGCGGGGUAGGAAGCACAAUGAUGGGCAAGAAAGAACCUUAUGAUGUACUUUAUUCUGUUCCAAAAUUAUUUCAAGCAUUCUCGUUUCUUCACUUUCCAGAUAAAUUUUCAAGUAAACUUGUGUAUGAUCGGAAUCGUAUUAAACUUAUAGAUCAAUACUGGGAA